This is a messenger RNA of Oryctolagus cuniculus (rabbit), 7804 nucleotides long. NCBI's taxonomy places the organism in Eukaryota, Metazoa, Chordata, Mammalia, Lagomorpha, Leporidae. The record is from RefSeq and is a predicted model, not a curated record.
CAGUCCGAGCAGCUUUCAGAAUGACAGUCUGCAGAAGUGAGCUGAGCGUGUGCACGGUACGGGGCUCUCCUGCCUUCUGGGCUCCAACGCAGCGCUGUGGCUGAACUGGGUGCUCAACACAGGAACAGCUGGGCUAUGGAAUACAGAUGUGGCCGCUCAGGUAGCCCCACGUUGCCUGAAGGAAUACAUCAUGCUUUCUGAUAAGAAGAAAUUGUAGAAGACAGUUUUUUUUUAGCCCCCUUCUUCUCCCCCCACCCCCAAAAACCUGUAAAGAUGCAAAAACGUAAUAUCCAUGAAGAUCCUAUUACCUAGGAAGAUUUUGAUGUUUUGCUACAAAUGCGCUUUUGGGAUUUAUUUGUUCUUGGAGUGUUCUGCGUGGCUGGCAAAGAAUAAUGUUCCAAAAUCGGUCCAUCUCCCAAGGGGUCCAAUUUUUCUUCCUGGGUGUCAGUGAGCCCUGACUCACUACAGUGCAGCUGACAGGGGCUGUCAUGCAAGUGGCCCCCUAAGCCAAAGCAAAAGACUUAAGGACGACCUUUGAACAAUACAAAGGAUGGGUUUCAAUGUAAUUAGGCUACUGAGCGGAUCAGCUGUAGCACUGGUUAUAGCCCCCACUGUCUUACUGACAAUGCUGUCUUCUGCCGAACGAGGAUGCCCUAAGGGCUGUAGGUGUGAAGGCAAAAUGGUUUAUUGUGAAUCUCAGAAAUUACAGGAGAUACCCUCAAGUAUAUCUGCUGGUUGCUUAGGUUUAUCCCUUCGCUAUAACAGCCUUCAAAAACUUAAAUAUAAUCAAUUUAAAGGGCUCAACCAGCUCACCUGGCUAUACCUUGACCAUAACCAUAUCAGCAAUAUUGAUGAGAAUGCUUUUAAUGGAAUACGCAGACUCAAAGAGUUGAUUCUGAGUUCCAAUAGAAUCUCCUAUUUUCUUAACAAUACCUUCAGACCUGUGACAAAUUUACGGAACUUGGAUCUGUCCUAUAAUCAGCUGCAUUCUCUGGGUUCUGAACAGUUUCGGGGCUUGCGGAAGCUGCUGAGUUUACAUUUACGGUCCAACUCCCUGAGAACCAUCCCUGUGCGAAUAUUCCAAGACUGCCGCAACCUAGAACUUUUGGACCUGGGAUAUAACAGGAUCCGAAGUUUAGCCAGGAAUGUUUUUGCAGGCAUGAUCAGACUCAAAGAACUUCAUCUGGAGCACAAUCAAUUUUCCAAGCUCAACCUGGCCCUUUUUCCAAGAUUGGUGAGCCUUCAGAAUCUUUACUUGCAAUGGAAUAAAAUCAGUGUCAUAGGACAGACCAUGUCCUGGACCUGGAGCUCAUUACAAAGGCUUGAUUUAUCAGGCAAUGAGAUCGAAGCUUUCAGUGGACCCAGUGUUUUCCAGUGUGUCCCGAAUCUGCAGCGCCUCAACCUGGAUUCCAACAAGCUCACAUUUAUUGGUCAAGAGAUUUUGGAUUCUUGGAUAUCCCUCAAUGACAUCAGUCUUGCCGGGAAUAUAUGGGAAUGCAGCAGAAAUAUUUGCUCCCUGGUAAACUGGCUGAAAAGUUUUAAAGGUCUGAGGGAGAAUACAAUUAUCUGUGCCAGUCCCAAAGAACUGCAAGGAGUAAAUGUGAUUGAUGCAGUGAAGAACUACAGCAUAUGUGGCAAAAGUACCACGGAGAGGUUUGAUCUGGCCAGGGCUCUCCCAAAGCCAACGUUUAAGCCCAAGCUCCCCAGGCCGAAACACGAGAGCAAACCUCCUUUGCCCCCCACAGUGGGAGCUACAGAGCCCGGCCCAGAGACCGAUGCAGACACGGAGCACAUCUCUUUCCAUAAAAUCAUCGCAGGGAGUGUGGCCCUUUUCCUGUCCGUGCUUGUCAUCCUGCUCGUUAUCUACGUGUCAUGGAAGCGGUACCCUGCCAGCAUGAAGCAGCUGCAGCAGCGCUCCCUCAUGCGAAGGCACAGGAAAAAGAAAAGACAGUCACUAAAGCAAAUGACUCCCAGCACCCAGGAAUUUUACGUAGAUUAUAAACCUACCAACACGGAGACCAGCGAGAUGCUGCUGAAUGGGACAGGACCCUGCACCUAUAACAAAUCAGGCUCCAGGGAAUGUGAGAAUCACUGCAGCAAAGAGAAAAAGUGAAUGGCUAUUUUUACCAGCAUUUUUAUAUAGUAUGAAGGAUUAUCAUAUGCUAAGAGAAAAAAAAAUCUAGGCAAGUCACUAUGAAAUAUAAUUGCCAGGAAGCCAGAUAAUUAAAAUCAUACUUCUGAAGCAAUAAAGAAAUAUAAACACUUAUAGUGGAUUUAUCAAGGUACUUGAAUUUUGAUUAAAUCUUAAAAUAGAUGCCAGUUUAGAAAAGCAUUAUGGCUAUAAUAUAUUUACUAAUGAAUAAUUAUUGAAUAUAUAUUUAUUAAUGGCAAAUAGCCAUAUAUUUCCAAUUAAUUAAUAAUGCAAAUACUUCUUUACAGUACUAUGAACUGGAUGAAUGAGUCUACUAUAAUGUUUUUCACUUAAGUUGUAAUUUAAAUUUUUUUCAUAAAGCAGUAAAUACAUAUUCCACCUAGAAAGAAAUUUUCUCUGGUCAGUCUCAUUUUUAUCUGUAUUAAGUUGGUUAUAUUAAUUAAAUGCAGUGAGAAAGCCCAUUUUUUUCAUUGACGAUAUUCUGCUUCAUUUGUGAUGGAUACCAAGUAUAUUUAGACAACACACAUUUAUACUUACAUUUUAAUUCAGAUGCUAUGGUACUACUACUAUAUAUAAAAUAUAUUUAUUGAAUGUAAAGUGUUUUUAAAAUUGAAAGCCAUUGUGAAUGACCAUUUUGAUGGCUGAUCAUUUUGUAAGCCUAACUUAUAAAUAUAAGAAUAGAUGGUAUAACUGAUUUUGAUUCUGGACAUGAAAUUACAAAAAAGUUCUUUUCUCCCCCUACUUUUGGGGAAGCAGCCUCUCCAGUUCUCAGUAUCUUCUGGAUACAAACAUGUAACUCUUGUAGAUUAGAUAUUAACCACUUCACCAUUGUAAAUUUGCAAAGCCAACUGACAAGUGUUCUGAUCAAAAGUUGUUACCCUCAACCUCCACCCCAUGGCACUUUCUGGACUACAGACCAUAAAUAUAUUUUCAUAAGUCUUUUAAACUCACUAUAUCUUAGGGAAACAUUAUUGAUAUUCAAUUUUCUAGGGUAAAUUCACGUUAAAUAUUGACCUCUCUGAAAGGCAACAACAGUUAAAAUAAAAGCCUGACAAGAGACACAUUGAUGCAGAAUGGACUCAGUUAGUACUCUGCAUGCUAUCAUGACAGAGAAGAAAUGCAGCUUAGUCUCUCUGAACUGCAUGUGAGGGUUUUUUCUCCCCAUUUUCUAAGUCCCAAUAAUCAUGGUGCUACCAUAGCAUAGAGUUAACAAUCCCAGUGCCACAAUCUUGUAAGCAAUACUGAUUAAAGAUACUUUCAUUUUAAGUGAGUUUGUUUUUUCCAAGGAUGUUUACUUUUUUUUCAUAGGAUUUAAGUCAUUUUUUGCUUGAUUUGUCGAGUCAACUACCUAGGUAGGCCAACAGGCAAUAAACUGUUUUUCUGUGGAGCACCAGUGACCUCCAGUGGCUGAUUAGACUAACCACAGUUUAUUCAUACAUCGCAGCUUUUUAUCCUCAAUCCUUGUAGAAAGGUACUUAACAACAGGUAUGUUGCCGUUUAUCUGUAUGCCAGAUUUGAAUUUUACUUAGCUGAUUUCUCUUGAAACAUAAUUAUUAUGUGGUUUUUUAAAGUUUUAUUUUUCACAAUGACUUUUUUAGUAACAUCAGAACAGAGGCCAUAGAACUUAUACUAAGGGCUAUAAAUCUGUCCAAAGAUGAAGCACAAAUAACAAUGCAAUGAGAAUAGGUAAGAAAUUGCUUAAAUAUUUUACAUACAUUGAUAUUAGCCAAAUAGUCUGAAUUUUUAAUUAAAUAGGUUAUCAUUUUCUAUAGGCAGGAUACUGAAACACAAUGUAAUUAAGAUUGGGAAAUCAAAUUUAAAUAUAUAAAUAUUGAAAGAAUAAGCAACAGUUAUUUAUUAUUAGAAGGGAUAUCAGAGAUAUUAAGGGAAGGAGGCCACCCGUUCUGUCUCUAGAAGUCUCCAGUUGCUGAUCAUGCCAGUGACCUGUGCUUUGCCUCAGUGCUUUCUCCCUCCCUCCCCCUUUUCAGCCAGCUGAACACUGGUUCUAUUAGGCUCUCUGACAAUGAUGUUACAGUCUAAGAGGUGAUGAUUCAUGGAUAAUGAAAUUACGCUCUCCUUCUGGGGAAGGAUAAUGCAGAGUCAGAUUCAUGGAUUUGGCAAAGGUUUUUAGGAUGCUAUAGGUGCACGAUCCAUCUUCUCUUCCCUUGACAUUUACUAAGAUGAGAACUCAAAUAGUUUAUUUAAAGUGUGGAUUAAACAAGCAUCAGAAACAAGUAUCGGAACAGGAAGCCUAAGACAAAAUGAUUUACAGAUAUGACAGAUGAGAAUUACUGAGCCAUGAGAAAUAAAAAACUCAGGAAUUAUGUUGCUUGUUCUAUUCCUGUUUUCCCUGGGUUCUUAUUAGAAUCUAGACCUGCAGCAAAUCCAUGCAGUUUUCUAUUCUUGUAUUCUUUAGCUAGAUACAUAAAAAUCAGAGGCAGUUGGGAGAAACUAUGGGCAAGAAAAAUAAUAUCAGUACAUUUAAAUGAAAAAGCUAAGUUAAGUGGAAUAGAAUAGAUCAAGCUUGUAAAAGUGGCUUUUGAAAAGGGAAAAAAUAUACAAGUGAAAGUGACUAUUGCCCUAAUCAUAAGUCUACAGAUUUGGACCCAAUUUUUGCUUGACCUCCAAAGUCAUUGGUGAUUUUGAUUUAUAAGGUAGAAUACAAUAAAAAUGCUUCAGAAAAUAGUAAAUAAAAUUGUUUAUAAUUCCUUUUCAUUUGCAGAGAAUAUUAUAGCCACAUAUGGUAGAAUAUGGGCCUUGGAAAUCGAGAUAUAAAUUCAAAAUUCUCUACCAUUUACUAAUCAAGUGUUUUCAAGACAACUUUUAAGUUUUUUCUGGACUAUAACUUUCUCAUGUAAAAAUGGAUACAUUCUAUUGAUUAUUCAUGAUUAUUGAAAGGACCAAAUAUGAGCAGUACUUUGUAAACACUAAAAUGGAAGCAAUCCACUAUUUUCAAAGAGCACUCAGUGCUUCUUGGUGAGUGUACUGGUAUUCUAUGUUUGGCAUAGGUCAAAAAGCAAUUGAGAGUCUAUGUUACAGAAGUCCAAAUUCAUUUAUAUCAAUAUGAGUAUAGAAUUUAUCUUUGACCAUUCCAUGUUGUCCAAAUCUAGCAUUUUGUCAAUAGUGGUGACAAUUCUACAACAGACAUAAAGAUACCAACCAAAGUAUACAGAACCAAAAACUUACCAAACAAAAUCAAAAUUUUAGUUGUGCCCCAAAUCAAGUCAGGAUAGCAAGGGCUUUCAAUCAACAGAGAGGUUUAUUUGUCCAUCCCCUCUCCCAGAUCACUCUUUUCAGCCCAUGUUGACUUUAAACUAUAUAAUUAUGAUAUUUACAUGGCAAGAUGACCUCAUUAUUGAGCAAUCAGUAAUUAUUCAUAACAUGGGACUGUGAGAAUAGCACAUAUUCUAGGCAUCAAUCACAGAACAUCUAUUCUGUUCUUGUCCCUCCUAAACACACCCUAAUGGUAAGCUGUACACAAAUUUUCUUCCUAGGAUAAAAAAUAUUAAUAACUUCAUCUUUCAGUUGUAAUCACUGAUAUUCACUGUAUUAAAAAAUAAGUAGUAUAAAAGUACAAGUUAUUUUUGUCUUUUAUGAAUAACAGCAUACUUGCUUAUAUAAAAUCACAUACUUAACUCAUCAAAUAAUAACCAGUAUAAUCAUAAAUCUCUCUCCACUUCAUGUACUGGGGCUUACAAAGUACAAAGUAACAGAUGUAUUCCCAAAAUUCUUGUAACUUAAGCAGACACCAACUCUUCUGCUUUGAUAGCUAAAUUCCUAUGACAUCUCUAGAGAUCACAGAGAGAGGAUGGUGGUUUCUCACAGGAAUGAGCACUUAAGAAUGUUAUGCUGCUUUUACUUCAAAGGGUAAUAGAUGAGUGUUCUUGAGUUAGGUCUCCUGAAGAAGUCAAGAGAACUCUGGGAGCUCAUAGAGGAUAUAUGGAAUAGUCUCCAGAAUAUAUGGCUCAUAAAAUAAGACCAAGCAGAUCCAACAUAUUUUACAACUGUGCUUUAUAACAACAGAGCUUCUAUUAGCAACAAAUAAUCCAUUUUAUUGGUUAAAAAAGAAAAAGAACUUUUAUCAUCCUUAUCAACAAAUAUUUUAAUGAAAAUUACUAACUUUCUUGACAAUACUCUAUGCUGUGAAUUUUUAUUAUUAUUUUCAUGGGGUCCUACUCCUCCCAAGAAGCAAUUUUCUUCAUUUCUUUCUCCCAUUCUUAAAAUGUUUGUCUCCAAGGCCUCUACUCCUUAUAUCAUAGUAAAGUCAUCCCAAUAAAAUUCACACAAUUUGAACAUUUCACACAAAUAAUAACCUAUCUUCAACAGAAAAGAUAUGUGCAUGAUAUAUUAAAAUAAAAGACAAACUUAACUGGCUGACACUUUAUCUUUCCAGCCUGUAAAACACGUUAAAGAAGUGAUAUUCUGAUUUUCAAUAGAAAAAAAAAAAAAAAAGAGGAAAUUUGGCAGAAUGAUCAGUCUGAUAAAUAUUAAACCUUACUAUUUUCCCUUUUAAUUAACUAACACCAAAAAGUAAAGUACAGGAUUUAGGUAUUGGAUUACUCCUCUGUAUUUCACCAAUCAAAAACACUCCUACAUCAUAAUCAUAAUUUUGUUUUCUCAGGGAUCAAAUGCAAACAUUUUCCCCUCACAUAUGAAGUGAUAAACACUAUAUCUAACAAAAGUAUUUUUAAUUAAAGCUUCAUCAUAUUAAUUCUAUCUAUUCUAAAUGUAAAAUACUUUUAGCCAGUAAAGAUCAAAGGACCUCAAAUAAGCCCUCUAGGUGCUCAAGUCUAUUAACAAUAUGAUAGUAAAAAGACAAUGUUCUCCCAUAGAUAGAUUAUCAUAUAGGGAGGAUAUGCUGUUGAAUACUGUUUCUGGUUUAAACCAGGUGGCCCCACAUGUAACCAAAUUGUGCUUCUCAUCAUUAAUAACGGUCUUCUGUACUUUCUGAAAGAAGCAAAAUGCUUACCAGCCUCCAUUUGAUGCAAUUAAUCAGACUCAUAAGAAAAACUGUAGAAUACAUUAUGUUGAUACUGAAGAAAUACCAACUUUAAAAACUCUGAUAAACUUGUGACAAGAUUAUUACAGUAAAAAAUGCUAAGUCACAAGAAUGAAAACACUCUAAGAAUUUUACAACAGUGAAAACAGUAAGACAUUUCAACACUGACUCAGCACUUUGAGAUCAAUCCUGACUUGUACUUGACAACUUAUGAGAGGUUUGCACAAUUUGUACAGAAAUUUGAAGUGAAAAUUCAUAAAGACUGGAAUUGUGUACAGCCAUAUAUCCAAUGCCAGGGUAGGUAACAACUUAUGAUAAUAAUGAAAAAUAGAAUAUUUGAAAAUUUGUAUAAUUUAGCAGAAGCUAUAUCAUAUAAGUAUUUUUUCCCACAAAGUUAGGCAUGUUAUAGAGUCCAAAAGAAAAACAGGCCAUAUUUUACUGUAUAUUUUAUUAUAUUUUUAUAUGUGUGUCUAUGUAUCUUGUGUAACUGAGUCCUUAUUUUGUAUAAGGAAUCUAUGUAUAUUAUGUCAUGAUUUGAUAAGAAGACUUUUAUAACUUUCAUAAUAAACUCAUUUUUUUAAAAUACACAAACAGGCCUUUCAGUGAAUUAUCUAUUAAUCGUAUAUAUUUUUAUAUCUUUAUAAGUCUACCCA